GCUGUAGGGUCGCUGUUGUCGUGGGUUGACCAGUGAAGUUUCCUGACCCAACCAAUCACGGGGCAGGUUGCCGCUCGGCGUCAUUUAAAAACGAUGAAGUUGAGACGUCGUUGAGAUGGUUUGUGAUUACUUCCAACUAACGAGCUGGUUUUGUGCAGUGAUAUAUAAUUGAAAUGGCAUUGAGAAUAUUUGUGGAGAAAGAAAAUGAACUCUUAAGUACCCACACCAAAAGGCACCCAAAGCUACAUCCUUCAGCUCCACUACAGACCCCCAAAGCUGGAAAGAUAGUAACCGUAACACCUCACUUGCAGCAGUCUGCAAGAAAGGCACUGGGAGAUGUGAACUGUCUUUUGCGUACAGAUAUCAAGAUUAAUCACACUCAGAAAAAGGGAAAAGCAAAAGCCUGCAAACUGCACAGUAAUGUAAAAACACUUAAAACAACCAAGCCUGCAGAAAAGACAUCCAAUUCAGAGCCUCCAAGAUGUCCCACUGAGAAACCUGAGGACUAUCCUGAAAUUGAAGCUUUCAUUCCAUUUGAUCCUUUUGACUUUGAAGAUUUUAAUUUGCCAGAGGAACACAGGCUCGAUCACAACUGUCUGGCAGGCUUGCCACUCUCUUUUCUUGAGAAGGAAGGAGCUUUAAUGGAAAAAGUGCUGAAUAAAGUCCCUUCACCUAUGAAACAGCUUUCACCUGUAAACGAAUCCAAUUUGUUGGAUUUCGAUAAAACUGGUGUAUCGGCAGACCUGGAUGGAAUCGAAAUUGAAUUACCAUCAAUGGAAUAUGACUUCUGAAUGCCAAUUACCAGAAACUUUCAGCUAUGUUUAUUGUAAUUUGUAUGUAAUUGCUCAUUUACCUUUCAGAUGGACCCUGAAUGUUGAAGAUAUUUUCAUUAUUUAUACAGUGUAUUCAAACUUUUAAUAAAGGCUUAUU
This is a messenger RNA of Mobula hypostoma (lesser devil ray), 930 nucleotides long. Its product is annotated as securin-like. Lineage: Eukaryota; Metazoa; Chordata; Chondrichthyes; Myliobatiformes; Myliobatidae. Gene Ontology annotation, cellular component: nucleus; cytoplasm. Gene Ontology annotation, biological process: chromosome organization; homologous chromosome segregation. The coding region runs from base 174 to 791 and encodes 205 amino acids. The transcript has 6 exons. The record is from RefSeq and is a predicted model, not a curated record.